Myxocyprinus asiaticus (Chinese sucker) is the source of this 4401-nucleotide messenger RNA. RefSeq names its product LIM and cysteine-rich domains protein 1-like. The coding region runs from base 182 to 1225 and encodes 347 amino acids. NCBI's taxonomy places the organism in Eukaryota, Metazoa, Chordata, Actinopteri, Cypriniformes, Catostomidae. Gene Ontology annotation, molecular function: zinc ion binding. The record is from RefSeq and is a predicted model, not a curated record. The transcript has 6 exons.
GCGCGGGAGCGUUUGUUGCGUUUAUGACGCCCAGUGAGGCGGAGGACACCACAGACAGUUCUAUAUAAAAUCCGUCAAACACACAUGGCUCAGUGGAGACAUUACACACCGAACUAAACUCAGCUGAACCCUGCUCAACUCUAGGGUAAAUUGGGGAAUAUACUUUCCUUUCUAACAUAGAAUGGAUACGAGCGCGGGUGUGCAGAAGAUGUCGGUGGGGCGGGCGGCAGCAGGAAGGGGUGCGUCGUGUCUGACAUGUAAAGGGAUCUGCACUGGAUUAGAGCCACAUUCCUGGAGAAAAGCCUGCAGUCAGUGUCACUGCAGUCAGGAGGAGCAUGUGUCUGGCUCCAAUAGCGAAGAUGACCUUAAGGUGGGCAGACUACUGGCAGAGUCCCGCUAUGCUCAUCUCACGGCUAAAGUGAAGGGAGGAGAUGGGCUGAGGGUCUACAAACGCAAUCACAUGAUCGUCACCAACCCGGUGGUCUCCCGUAAAGACCCGACCUUCAGCACAGUCACCUAUGACUGGGCACCACCAGGACUCACCCAGAAACUGGCGAUGCAGUACAUGGAGCUUCUCCCUGUAGACAGGCGUCCUGUGGCCGGCACAGAAGGAGCUUUAUAUCGCUGCAGGCAACUAAUAAGACAGCUGCCCUCGUACGAUCAGGACCCGUCAUGCUGCCACAGCCUGUCUGAGGUGGAGCAAAGAGCCAUGACUCAGUUUGUGAGGUCAUAUAAAGAGGAGGCGCUCGGGGUGGGGGAGGUCGCCCUGCCUGGACAAGGAGGAACAGCCAAACAGAAGAAUGAAAAACAAACCCAGGAACAACUAAAACCUGAGACCACCACCAAUGGAACAGCAGAGGAGAACAAGAAAAGGGAAUAUCACUGCAGUGGUUGUGGUCAGUUGGCAGCGAUGGACAGUCCUGUAGUGUACGCUGACAGGUGCGGGUAUGAGAGACUCUGGCACCCCACCUGCUUUGUGUGCAGUGAGUGUGGUGAAGCUCUAGUGGAUCUCAUCUACUUCUGGAAGGACGGAGCACUGCUGUGUGGACGUCAUUACUGCCAGAGCAUCAGACCUCGCUGCAUGGGCUGUGAUGAGCUGAUCUUCUCAGAGUUGUUUCACCAAGACACUGAUGGGAGCUUCUGGCAUAGGGAACAUUUCUGUUGUUGGCUGUGUGGACAGAACCUUAAAGUUCAGUGUGGAUGUGACAAUCGCCAAUCUAUAUAAUUCUCAAAACAAAAUAUUUUGUUAUUUACUAAUUGCAGCUCAUGAUUUUUUGGGUGUUUAAUUUUGUUUUGGUAUAUCAGCAAGAAAAUUCAACUUGGUCGCAUAGAAUCACAUUACUACAGUAUACCUAAACUUUUGCAAAUUGAUUUUUUCGUGCCUUUUUGUACAGUACGUAUCAUGGCAGUUUCCUGGUGAAAUGAACACUACAACAACAAUUACUUUUGUUUGACUUUUUAUGAGUUCAUAAACACUUUCUUUUUCCUCUUUACCUCACACAGUGCUAUCUUGUGACAUCUAAAAACUUUCUAUAGCGCAUGACUUGUAAGGUGAUAUAUUUUAACCUUUGCAUUACAUAACCAACUACAUUUACAAGCUUCCAAUGUGAUCAGAUUGCACACUCAACUGAUUGAGCACUGCACCUGCGAUGCAAAGGAACAAGUUACGAGCCCUGAAGAGCAUGCGAGUCGACACUUGAGCUGAAAGUUUCAUAGAAGUGCCACAAAAUGCUUCAGCAGUUACAUUUUUCAUCUCGCAUUUGCUUUUGAUGACACUAUCAUUUAGGUUUAGGUUUUAGGUUUAGAGAAGAGAGGUAGGUUUUAUUGAUUUAAAACUCGAUAGAGCAUUAACCUUAAAGUCAGCAUGAAAUUAAAAUGGACCCUACUUAAUGCACUUUACUGGUCUUAUUGUGAACAAUUCACCCAUGCAUUUUUGCUAUUUUAUAAAAAUUGUUUGACUCCAUAAUCAAAAUUUUAUAACUUGCUCCUCUGGAGAAAUGACUGACUCUUCUCUGCUGACGUAUGCAAGACUGCGCUGUAGUUAAGCCAAGUUUUAGACAGUUUUAACCCUGCCCCUAAAAAAGAAAAAAAUUGUAAACAAACUUUCCGUCAAAUCAGCUAAUGCAGAGAUGGAGGUGUAUUUUCAGCUGUUUCCCUCUGUAAAUCCUGCUCCCUACCCCAAACUACCUUGUUUACCCACACGCUGGCUUGAAUUUACAUUUCGAAGGAGGAAUAAUGGUGAAUUUGCGGUUGUGUUCAAGACAUUUCAUGCCUGAAUACUUCCAGAGGUGAUCACUGCUGAACAAAAGCCGGAUGUGUUUGGAGUUUAUUCAUAUUUUUUAAUGCAGAUAUCUGGGGAUGUACAGCACAAGUAAGUGGUCUUUUUUCCCUUUAAAGUGUACAGUGAAUCAAAACAUUGAAAUAUUGUGAUCCUUUACACUCUUUUUUUCUCAUUUAUCUGUAUUGGGCUCCAGCCUCGUCGUAGGCAAAGACAGUAACGUGCUGUGUGCGUUUGUGGGCUGGUGAUGGAUUAGUGUUGUCAUUUAGAUCAGUGGUUCUCAACCCUGUUCCUGGAGUCCCCCCAACACUACACAUUUUGGAUAUCUCCCUAAUCAAACACAUCUGAUUCAACUCAUCAGCUCAUUAGUGGAGACUCCAAGACCUGAAUUUGGUGUGUCAGAAAAGAGAGAUAUACAAAAUGUGCAGUGUUGUGGGUCCUCCACGAACAGGGUUGAGAACCACUGAGUUAGAUCAUUGUUUGGUUCUCAAGUCAGUGGGGUACAGUACGCAUUCAGGUCUGCCUCCAUUGCGAUAUACAAUGCCCUCUUUUCAUAAUCCAAUCAACAAGUGAUGGAUAAUGGAAGUCCCCACCAUAAAUAUUUUUCUUGUUUAAUUAGCCGUUUCUCUCGGAAAUACAUCACAACAUGGAAGGUUGCAAUUUCCGUUUCAUUUUAAAAACCUAAUUUUUUGGGAAGAACAUUUGACUUGCUUUUAGUGCCACACAGUAACAUAUCAUCUUGAAACUGCCAUUAAAUGUGUAACAUUUGUAAAAAUGAUGACAAAGUCGUAAUUUUCAAUGUAAAUUUUCCUACACCCUUAUACUUGCAGACAAACCUGCAGAGAUGAUGACACUAUGAUAUUAAACUCUUUUAGUUAAUCCUAUUUAGAGACACUGUGCAUGACAUAUUCUGCUUGACACCCCAUUACCUAAUUCACAGAUGAGGUCUGUGUCAUUCUGCAUGUUAUAAACCAAAACUAAAUCAGUUUCUGUGAUUUUAAAGUAAAUGAAAGCUUAAAAAAACAGUACAUUCUUCAAAAUUUCUCCUUUUAUUUCAUGGAACGACAUGAGGGUUGUUUUAUCUAACUACAUAGGGGUUAACAAAUUAUGAUAGAAUUUACAUUUUAAGAUGAAUUAUACUUUUUAGGCCUUAUUUCCUGCUUGCAGUUAAAAAGAUUAAUUGCAGCUGAUUUAACGCUGCUCUCAUGCUGUACACACACGACUUAGUGUGUGAGUUUUGCGAGAAGCCGUUAGAAACACAAGCCAGAUCCUGACAGCCAUAAGAACAUAGGUGAGAAUUCACAGAGUCCAAACAAACAUCUUUUCUUUUUUUUUUCCUGCUCCGCAACGAGGCUUUUCAUUGCCAUUGUGUUUGUAAAUAUUAGAUCACUUCAAGAUUUAUGCUUUGGUUUGAAUCCAGCUCAGCAUGGAUGAGAGUACAUUUAAAAUACCAAACACUCAUUUACAGUUACUCUCUGCUUCCACCUAUUGUCCAAACAACAGUAAUUGUGUUUGAGUUAAAAUCAUCAUCGAUCUUUAUAGUGAGGUUCUGUAAUGUUGGUCUAGUGACUGUGUGUAUUCCUUGGAACUGUGUUUAACCCAAACUAUUUAAAAUUCUGGAAGUAAUAUGAUCUUGAGUUUUGAUUCUUGAGCAGAUGUUUUAUUGCAUGUGACAAAGAAAGGAAAAAAACUUUCAAAUGUGCCUUUUAUGUGAACAUAUUGUAUGCCUUUAAUGUAGUUAUUGUUUAUACAUAUUGUCAUUUAUUCAUUUAGGAGCUGUGUUGUUACAGUAAAGGUUAAUGUCUGAACUGGAAGAGACAGAAAUUUAGAUUUUUUUCCCCCUGCUAUUUAAUUUGGAAAUGAAUUGAUUACUGGACAUACCAACUGGAAUGUCAACCUUUUAAAUCUGUUUAACAAGAAGAUCUUUGUAAGGUUAUACAACACCCAAAGUACUUCAACAAUACAAAUAACUUUUUCUCAUGGCUUUAUCUUUUUUAACUUAGAUCUAAAUAGUUGGGCUUGUGUUUGUAUUCAUCAAUUCACUUGUUCAGCCAGUGGAGAAAAAAGACUAGUUUAAUGUAUUGAGUUGUUUGUUUUAAAACAGCAUUAAACUGUGAAAUAGA